This is a messenger RNA of Dryobates pubescens (Downy woodpecker), 1656 nucleotides long. It is a transcript of the gene NOAZFP, whose product is annotated as zinc finger protein 330. The record is from RefSeq and is a predicted model, not a curated record. Gene Ontology annotation, cellular component: nucleus. Gene Ontology annotation, molecular function: zinc ion binding. NCBI's taxonomy places the organism in Eukaryota, Metazoa, Chordata, Aves, Piciformes, Picidae. Bases 49 to 1008 code for a protein of 319 amino acids. The transcript has 10 exons.
CGCGCCGCUUCCGGCUUCCGCACGGCCGCCGGAGCCAGACAGUGAAAAAUGCCUAAGAAGAAGACUGGUGCUCGUAAGAAGGCCGAGAACCGUCGGGAACGGGAGAAGCAGAUAAGAGCUUCAAGAGCCAACAUAGAUUUAGCCAAACAUCCUUGCAAUGCUUCAAUGGAAUGUGAUAAGUGCCAGCGGCGACAGAAGAAUAGAGCUUUUUGCUACUUCUGUAACUCUGUUCAGAAGUUACCCAUUUGUGCACAAUGUGGUAAAACCAAAUGCAUGAUGAAGUCUUCAGACUGUGUUAUAAAACAUGCUGGGGUGUACAGUACUGGACUAGCAAUGGUGGGUGCAAUCUGUGAUUUCUGUGAAGCCUGGGUGUGCCAUGGGAGGAAGUGUCUGAGCACACAUGCCUGUAUCUGCCCUCUUGCAGAUGCAGAAUGUAUUGAGUGUGAAAGAAGUGUCUGGGACCACGGAGGUAGAAUAUUUGCCUGCUCUUUUUGCCACAAUUUCCUCUGUGAAGAUGAUCAGUUUGAACAUCAAGCCAGCUGCCAAGUUCUGGAAGCAGAGACAUUUAAAUGUGUUUCCUGUAAUAGGCUUGGGCAGCAUUCAUGCCUGCGCUGUAAGGCUUGUUUUUGUGAUGAUCACGUGCGAAGUAAGGUUUUCAAGCAGGAGAAAGGAAAAGAGCCUCCCUGCCCUAAAUGUGGCCACGAAACUCAGCAGACAAAGGAUCUGAGCAUGUCAACACGUUCUUUGAAGUUUGGCCGACAGACUGGAGGUGAAGAUGGAGAUGGAGCUUCUGGUUAUGAUGCCUACUGGAAGAGUCUCUCCUCCAGCAAGGCUGAAGAUGCAGGUGACCGUGAGGAUGAAUGUGAUGCAUAUGAAGAUGAUGAUGAAGAUGACAACGACGAAGGAGGAAAGGAUUCUGACACUGAGCCCACAGAUGUAUUCAGCAAUUUGAAUUUAGGAAGGACCUAUGCUAGUGGAUAUGCACACUAUGAGGAGCCAGAAGAUUAAGCCUAGUAUGCUGGCAAGCUAGAAAUGCUUGGAAGGAGCUAAGCAGUGCUUCACUUGAGCUGUGUACAUGCCAGUAGGAUAGGUCUAUCAGGUACUUACAUAUCAGAGUUAGCGAGUAAAGAGUAUGGGACUCCUGCAGUAACUCCAGGUGACAUUUGUUUUCUUUGGUAUAAACCAAUAUUGGGUUUGGGACUAGGGGAGAAAAUGGGAAUAUUCUUAUUCCCCUAAGCAACAGAAAUGGUUUUGUCCUUGAGUUACUGAUUAUAAUGGAUCAAUACCAUUUUCUCCUAUCAAUACAGGAAUAGGGGAGAUCUGUACAACUGGUUUCUAUUUGCUCAUCAGAAAUUAAGUUAUUUUUUACAAUAAUUUUUGUUAAUUGGUAUCAUAAUGUAGUGGUGGGUUGGUGACUGUAUUUUGUUUGGUCUGCACAAUAAAAGUCAGCUGUAUUCUCUAAAGAAUUGUCAUAAAUACUGGUCUCCCCUGAAGGCUUGGGAAGCAAGUUGUAUACAAAGUGUAAAUUGACACUAAAAUAACUUCUUUUAUGCAGGUAAGGGAGAUCAGUGUAGUUGUACUUGGACAUUACCUUUCCAACAUUUUUAGUGGUAGAUAGCAAACAAUGAGGCUCUCUACAGUCGGUACAGGGGCACC